Messenger RNA from Chlamydomonas reinhardtii, 1552 nucleotides. RefSeq lists its product as uncharacterized. The transcript has 2 exons. The record is from RefSeq and is a predicted model, not a curated record. Bases 270 to 524 code for a protein of 84 amino acids. Lineage: Eukaryota; Viridiplantae; Chlorophyta; Chlorophyceae; Chlamydomonadales; Chlamydomonadaceae.
CUAAUCGGCGCACGUCGCGUACACUCUACUAGUGCAGUCCUCACUACUACCACACCUUUCCCUGGCCAGCGACAUAUGAUUAUAUGUCGACAACCGACGACAUGAACGACUCGCUGCCAUGUGGGCAGUCACGUAGCAAACGUCCCCGCGCUGGCGACGGAAUCCCGCCCGAACCGCCAGGGCCCGCCCAGCUUGACGAGCGCGGGCCGAACAACCUGUUGCUAGCCACCAUCAAGCACAGAGAAGGGGACGGGUUCACAUAUUACGCUAUGUGCAAGGAGCUGGGAAGCAGCCACGCUUACCUCCUUCCGGGACCCCCGGUCACCUGGCCACCCGCCCAGCUGACAGAGGUGGUGUCGUUUGCUCGUGAGAUCGUCCGGCACAAGUACAACGGCGGGCACAAAAACCAGCGCACAGCCCUUACAUCCUGCGCAGCUGCGGCCUCGUCCGUGACACCAACGGCUUCGUCAGGAGCCUCCUCUUCCCGCUUGUUCCGCACGGGGGGACACUGGAAGACCUGCUGAAUGGCGGGACUGGAGGGGGAGCCGGGGCAGAGGGACCAGUUCCGGUUCAGACCCUGCUGUCAGCGGUGUCCAUGGUGGUGAAGGCCGUUGACCUGUUGCAUUCCGCCGGGUACAUUCACCGUGACAUCAAGCCGACCAACGUGCUGGUGAGGCAUGGGCAUGGGCAUCGAGUGCAGUGCGUACGAGGGCAUAGGUAUACAUCGCUGGCUCGGUGGAUUCGUGCCUGUCUUGGAGUGACAAGGCGCUGCUCCUCUUCACAGUUGUCUGGCGGCGCGGGAAAGAAGAUGACAGCGCUGCUGGCCGACUUCGACCAGGCCUGCAGGCCGGGUGAACGUGGACAGGUGAGGGCGUUGCUGCGAGGUGGAACGCGCCGCGGGGUAGCGCCUCGUGAUACACUGAUUGCGUGGCAACGUUGCAAGAAGAGACGGCUUAUUGGUCUCACGUGUACGCACGCAGGCUGGCACGGAGGGCUUCCGCCCGCCAGAGGCUACUGGCGAGCAGGGAUCUAGGGGCCAGCGACACAACAAGAAGCUGGACUACUUUGCCAUCGGCCGUGUAGUAGUAGCGCUUCUGAUCGACAGUGCCGAGGAGGAGGAGCUGAGCAGUAUGUGCCGUUCCAUUCAAGAUAAUAAGUUCGGCGUCUUCAAGAUGGCAUACCAACAGGCUCAUGCCUCAAGGCCACCCGGCCUGUCGGCCGAGUCCGUGUGGGACCUUGCGGUGCUUUGCGGGCGCUUGACCAUGCCUGAGCGGUCUGCACGCCCCGACUGCCUGACAGAACUGAGGGGCUUGCUGCAACGGGUAGCGGGGGAGGCGGAUGCCAUGCUGCCAUUGUGGUGGGGCAAGCAGGUCAAGGAAGAGGACGUGAUUGUUAUUAGCGAGUAGGCCACGAUGGAGGAGGGGGUUUAGAUGGAGCAGCUGCAUGAAGGCGACCAAGGCAAUAGGUCCAUGCAGCUCACACCCCGGGCUUGGGCCCGGGCUUUGGAAGGACAGGGGCACAGGCGGACUUGGCCUUGUAAAAGGGGCUCUGA